AUAAGCUAGCUAUUAAUAAGAAAGACACUGAAACUUUGCGGAAAUUACUGGAAGACGUACGAACAGACUAUGAAGAAUUACAGAAAAGUUUCGAUAAACGCACUAGUGAGACAAAAAGUGAGGAAGGCGAAGUGCCGAUAAAAGAGAGCAAUGAAAUGAGAAAGCGGAAAGCUGAGAAAAAACGAUCGAAAAAGGUUUAUAAGGUUUCAUCUUCAGAUGAGAUAACGGAGUGGAGAUUUUCAGAUAGUAAGACAACGGGUUUUACUAAAGAAUCUCCAAGUGCUCUUCAAGUAAUUGACAGUGGCGAAAUAGCAUGCCCCUGUCUUGAGAAAAGUAUUCGUAAAAUCGUGAAGGAUAUCAGAGAAGAAUUCAAAGACACCAUUCUGGACUUCAAACGAUGCUUUGAGGAACAGUGCACAAGCAUCGGUGAAGAAUUAGCCACGUUAAAACAUGAAUACUUGGGCGCUGUGGAAAGAAGGGAUUCUGAAAUUAUCGGCUUUGAAAAAAUCAUCAAAGGCUUGCAGUCACGAUUCCUGGAAGAAGACAAAGAGUUGAUAACGUUCAGAUCGGUUACUGCAUCUGUUUUGGAAGAGAAGCAGAAAUUAUACGACGAUAUUCGUUUGCUGAAAGAUGAACUCUUGCGAAAAAAAUUCGAAAAGGAAGCUAGCCAAGCAGAGUUAGGGAAAAUGAAACAAGGUUUAAAGAAAUAUUGCACCGCUGAAGAAUAUGAAGAUUUGCAGAAGUUAAAUUUUCAAUUUGAUGGAGACUGUGGAAGUAGAGGAAUCGAUGGCUGCGGUCAAUCUUCUGAGAAUAUGAAGGAGUAUGAUAAUGUCGGUGAACUUCAAAACAAAAUGGAACAGUUCCACCCAGUUUUGAAAAAAGCUAAGCAGGAAAUUGCAAGGCUAAAAGAAGAAAGAACGGAGGCUCAGAAUCGUUUGGAAGAAAAGAUUUCCGAAACGAUUAAAUUAGAGAGUUAUUUUAACAAACAGUUGAGCGAAUCUGUAAUGGAACUGAAGCGAAAGGAAAGAACAAUUACCGAACUGAAAGAACAGUUGUCCAGUGCAGAGCUGAAAAAUUAUCAACUAAACAGUAAAAUAAAUCAGCUGGAGAAAGAGAAGGAAGAUUUGAAUAAAAAGUAUAUGCAAGAGUUGGAAGAAGUUAAAGGUGAGUUGAGGCCAUUCAGCAAGAACCGUCAACUAAACAAAAAGAGGGGCGAACAAUUACAAAAUGGGAAUGACUUGCCUAACGAUGAUUACAUUGGACCGAAAAAUCAACUUGAAGACAAAGAAGCGAAAAUGCUUGCAAGAACGACAGAGACUGAAGAAUAUUUAUUUGACGAAGACUACCAGAAACGAUUUCUUCAGGAGAAGUCCUUGCUUAAGAAAGAUCUUGAGGCUGAAAAGAGAAAAAAUGAAUUGUGCCUGUUGGAAAUAGAAAAACUUCAGAGAGAACUCGAUCAGUGGAAGGAAAUCGUCCGAGAUGAUAUGGAUGUGGGCGUGGGAUUCCUUCGGAUCGAAAAUGAAGAUUUGAAAGAUGAGUUACAAGAGAAUCAGAUAUUCAUUAAAGAAUUGAUGUCAAAGAAAAAGCGACAUACCCAAAUAAUUAAGAAGUUGCGGGCAGAAAAUGCCAUGUUGAAGAAUUCUAAGAACACAACAGAAGAUGAAUAUGACGAUUUAAUUUCAUUUGAAUCCGACGACGGAACGUUUGAUGAGGGGUUUAGUUUCGAACAAACUACAACCCAAGAACAGAGAGUAAGACUGGACAAGAAUGGGAAAAUUGAAAUGGGAGCUCCACUUAAAAAUGAGAGCAAAAAUCUUUACACUGAUUCCAGUUUUGACUUCUUGGAGUACGACACAAGCAUUAGCGAAAAGGAAUAGUCCAAGGAAAAUAGUAUGCUGUAAGCAAAUGGACCGACCUAUAAAUUUAUAACAUUACUUAUUGUAAACGAAAUAAACUGUGAGAAUCUUUGCGUAUUUGUUAGAUACCAG
Molecule: messenger RNA, 1988 nt
Organism: Pocillopora verrucosa
Lineage: Eukaryota; Metazoa; Cnidaria; Anthozoa; Scleractinia; Pocilloporidae
Product: cingulin-like
Source: RefSeq, a predicted model, not a curated record